CGGCUAGUUGCCCAGCCUGCCGAGUGCCGACUGCCGACCCUCCACCCGCUGACACUCCCCCUCCGCGAUCUCAAAUUCAUCCAUCGCCACCAGGCAUCAUCUCAGCCCAAGCACCACCGCUACCUCGCCACCGCCCGCCGCCGCGCCAGCGAGCUCAGCUGCCUGCUCGAUCGCCCGCCAGCGUACCCCGUCGAGGGUCCAGAAAACUCCAUGAAGAUCCCGUCGAGGCUCCCGGACCACGAGGAGGAGGAAGAGUACGACGAUGCCUUGUUCUACGAGGACAUCCAGGCGCCCAAGUUCGUUGACCUCACCGCGCCCGACGCAGGCCGCCCCGACGACGACCCCGCCUGGUUCUGCCUACGAGUCGGUUGCGACCAGAGCCAUGAGCAGGUCGACCCUGAGGCCCUGGACAGGAGCUUCUUUAUGCGGGUCAUGGCGGCGAGAAGCCCCAACGUGAGGCUACAGAAGGCUAUCAGCAAGAAGAACCAGAGCUCGAUGCUGAAAUGCCCGCACUCUGCGCCGCCGAAGCGUCCGAGAGCUCGGUUCGCGAGGCUGAGCGCAGAGACUGAGACUGCGGGGAAGGCACCGGCGGAGCCCAAGCCAAGGGUCGAGCGGAUCUGCGCCAUGCAAGCGUCCCCAAUUCGCACCAAGACAGCCAGGGUCGAAUGUCCCAGCGAGAGGAAGAAGGCACUGACCACGCCGCGGAGCAAGGCCGUCCGGCCGAGGCAGGAGCUGUUUCACAGUGUGAAGCACCAGAAGGAGCCGUUGGCCGCUGCAGCCAGGAAAGGGACGGUCGUUAAGUCUCUGUUCAUGAGCACGACGCCAAAAAAGGAGCCGGUCCAGACGCCGGCGGCGGACAAGAGCAAGGGGGCGGUAUCCAAGGUCUGUUCGAAGCUGAGGAAGCUGAACUUGGCGUGCCGGGAGGUGCCGAGCAGGUACAUGUCUCAGCCUCAGCCGAAGAUUAUGAAGACGGCCAAGAAGGCUGAAGAGACCACGGUGGCCAAGAGCGAGAAGCGGGGGCUGGAAUCCAAGACCAAUGCUAAGAAGAAAAUUUUAGGACGCUCAGUGAAGCGUGCUAAUGCUGGACCUGACGGAGAGAACCGAAAUGGUUGCAGCACUGCUGCAGACGAGAACUCGCUUGCAGAAACUGCUGGCUCCCAUCAGGAAAGGAAGGUGGUGCUGCAGGAAUUGAGAAUCGAGGUGGAUGCAUCGCGAUAUGGCAAUUCAGAUGACAACAAGGAGAAUGUGUCCAGUGCUCCGAGUGAAGAAGCAUUGGACAAUUCACAUUAUGGAAGUGAAAACAGACUGUUGGAGAACAAUGAGAAUAUUCCUCUGAAGGAGAAUGUUGCUCUGAAGGUGGCCAAAUUGCAGAAGAAAGUGCAUCAAGAGCAGGCAGGAAAGCUCAAGAAAACCACCAAUCCUAGGCCAUUCAGGCUAAGGACUGAUGAAAGAGGAGUGCUUAAAGAAGCAAAACCAGAGAAAAGGCAGCCGUUCGCUGAGAAUAACUCCAUGGCAGUACUCAAGGACGCAAACAGAGAAGUGACGCAAAUGGACAAACACACCCAUGGCAAGGGACGAGACAAGCCGCCGACCUGCGGCAAGAAACAGAAGAAACAAAGCGCCCAGAUUGCUGUAACGGCUCAGCAGCUCGGUGAGCCCACCAGGCCGGCCUUCAACAACGGCAUCCAGCGCAAAGCUGUGGAACCGGAGAGAGUUUGUAGGGCUGCAUCGUCAACACGAACAACCAAACCAGCAAGAGGCCUUCCGGCACCACCACCACCUUCCCGGACUGGGAAGGAUAGGAAGGCUGCCGUGAAGCUGUCGUCGAGGUUCCAAACAGCAGCCGCUUGAGCUCAUGCAGAACUAGGGCGCUCCAACUGUUGUGUUUGUCGUCUGUCUCCUCCAACGAUGAGUUCUGUAUUUACGGCGUCGAAUUCGUUUUCUGGAUUUCGUUGACUUGUGUACACUGAUUCUUUCUGCGAAUCGUGUGGUGAAUUCCUCUACC
Molecule: messenger RNA, 2005 nt
Organism: Zea mays
Lineage: Eukaryota; Viridiplantae; Streptophyta; Magnoliopsida; Poales; Poaceae
Exons: 9
Coding region: 211-1851 (546 amino acids)
Source: RefSeq, marked predicted